This is a messenger RNA of Paramacrobiotus metropolitanus, 809 nucleotides long. Its product is annotated as muscle-specific protein 20-like. Gene Ontology annotation, molecular function: protein binding. Bases 153 to 581 code for a protein of 142 amino acids. The record is from RefSeq and is a predicted model, not a curated record. The transcript is spliced from 2 exons. Lineage: Eukaryota; Metazoa; Tardigrada; Eutardigrada; Parachela; Macrobiotidae.
CAGUCAACUAUAAAGAUCUUCACGCGUCAAGCCCAAACCGUUUUGACCCACUCUAUCGCUUCUUCGCACAACAUUUGCGGUAGUUUUCUUCCAGGCUGACAUACGGCCCUUUUUAAGUAUUUGGCUUACACGUUCCCUAAUUACCCGCCACAAUGCCUCAUGAGUACGGAUUGACCGCUGCUAUGCAGAAUAAGAUCGCCGCCAAACGCGAUCCGGAAUUCGAGAAAGCUGCCCUGAAGUGGAUCUACGGCUAUCUGGGCGAGCCGGUGCCAGAGGAGCCUCUGGAGGUGGCGCUGCACGACGGACAGGCGUUGCUCAAGUUCAUGAAGAAGGUCAAGCCGGACCUGGUGUCCGGCCCCAUCCACAGCGGCAAGAUUGACGCGCAGCUGCGCGAAAACAUCGGCACCUUCAUUCAGGCCUGCACCAAGUUGGGCGUCCGCGGCACCGACAUCUUCCAGACCAAUGACCUUUGGGACAAGAAGGACAUCCCACAGGUCUGUGUCACGCUCUCCGCCCUUGGCACCGAGCUUCAGCGCAACCAUCCCGAGGUGCCGGCCUUUGGUCCCCCGCCCAAACACUGAACGAGCAGCGUAAUAUCCACCGUUCAACGGGCGGCCGACAAAUCCUGUUAUCAUUUUGGGGCCUUAUCUGUUUAGCUCGACGCAUCAAGAUAUCGUCCUUGCUAGUAUUUUAUGAUCAUGUGCAGUAACUGGUUUUUAUCUUUUUAUGCUCUUUUUUAUGUUGGCAUUGACCGCGUAACUGAACGAAGGAAUUGUCAUGAAAACAACAAGAAUACAAUGCGCGCCUUA